This is a messenger RNA of Anolis carolinensis (green anole), 1348 nucleotides long. RefSeq names its product BCDIN3 domain containing RNA methyltransferase (gene bcdin3d). Gene Ontology annotation, molecular function: O-methyltransferase activity; RNA methyltransferase activity. The record is from RefSeq and is a predicted model, not a curated record. Gene Ontology annotation, cellular component: cytoplasm. The coding region runs from base 46 to 855 and encodes 269 amino acids. Gene Ontology annotation, biological process: negative regulation of pre-miRNA processing. NCBI's taxonomy places the organism in Eukaryota, Metazoa, Chordata, Lepidosauria, Squamata, Anolidae. The transcript has 2 exons.
AAGAUUUGUUUCCCGGCCGGGCGGGCACUGCGUUGCUCUCCCAAGAUGGCGGCGCCCGUGAGCGAGGAUGGGAAGGGGCUGCGGGGCGAGGCGUGCUCCUUUCUCCCGGGCGGCGCGGCUCCGUACGGCAACUUCCCGGACUACUCCCGCUUCCACCCGCCGGAAGGGCGGCUCCAACUCCUGCCCGCCGCGCUCCUGAGCCAGCUGUUCCCGAGCCCGCGGGCCGGGCCGCUUUUGGGGCUGGACGUGGGGUGCAAUUCCGGGGAGCUCAGCACUGCCCUCUACAGGCACCUUCUUGGGUUUGGAAAGAGUGAUGCUAGCCAUAUGUGCUCAGUGCCUGAAAAGGAUCUGUACCUCCUCUGCUGUGACAUUGACCCUGGGCUGAUUGAAAGAGCCAAGAAAUCCAGCCCCUUCCCAGGUGCCAUCUCCUAUGCCACCCUUGAUAUCAUGGAUGCUGGUGCGAGGGAGGUGCUCCUGAGUUCCUAUCUAAGCAGGUUUGGCCGCGUUGCCUUUGAUAUUUGCUUCUGUAUGUCUGUGACUAUGUGGAUCCACCUGAACCAUGGGGACAGUGGCUUGGUGAAGUUCCUGUCCUGCCUUGCCUCACAAUGUACAUAUUUGCUCAUUGAGCCUCAGCCAUGGAAGUGUUACCGGGCAGCUGCUCGACGCCUGCGGAAACUGGGCAGGAAUGAUUUCGACCAUUUCCGAUCGCUCACCAUCAGUGGGAACAUGGCAGAGGAAAUCACGCAAAUCUUGACCAAGGGCUGCGCCAUGGAACUGGUGUGUUGCUUCGGAAGCACCAGUUGGGACAGGAGCCUCCUGCUAUUUAAAUCAAAAGAGAUCAGAUCUCUGCUGUGAUCAAGGACUUUGCCGUUCAGGGAGAAAAAAUGGUAGUGAUUGGCAGAGUUGCCUGCUCUUUAUGGUGGUAUAAUUGCACUGCAAGAAUGCAGAAAAAAACAGAAGGGAGCAAAGCAUUGAGCAGCCUUAAAAUGAUGAAUUUUUUACUAUUUAUUUUUUAAAAUAAAAAAUAAGGAUGCCAAAACAGGUCCUGAAUACACAUGGAACCUGGAAUAUGGGUUUGAUGGUGAUUUUUAUUUAUGUUCCACCUUUUCUCAAAGAUUGGGAUUGAAGAUGGCUUUGAAGAGUGCUGAACAGAGAGUUCCAGCUUGUUGGGAGGAAGGUUUUUGGGUUCAGACAGCAUUUUCACCCUCCUUAUGAUAAGAAGAAAGAAAAUAAAACGUGUGGCAGAUUGUCUCACCUUGCAGAACAGAGAUUCCCUAAUUCAGCUUUUCUUGACUUGCUGCAGAAUGGUGAUUUACAUGUGUUUAUUAAAUAAAAACAUCAUUCUUUA